This is a messenger RNA of Menidia menidia (Atlantic silverside), 2886 nucleotides long. Lineage: Eukaryota; Metazoa; Chordata; Actinopteri; Atheriniformes; Atherinopsidae. The record is from the annotation of a GenBank genome assembly.
AUGUUUGCCCAGGACCUUGUGCUUAGACAGCGCACAGAGAUACUUCACGCUCUCUGCAGCAGUGGCUCACCUGAACAUCUGGAAAGAGUUGUGGACAUACUGCUUGCCCACAGGGAGCUUCUAUGGGAGGAUUACCACAACAUCCAGGUUCCGGGCAGGGCGCUGUACGCCAACGCCAGACAGCUGCUUGAUCUGGUUUAUUCAAAGAGUGAGGACACCUGCGUGCUCUUCCUCUCGGCCCUGAAACAAGUCUUACCAGAGGGACAGGGAGCCGGAUUGUCAAUCUCAAGCUGCUCUUCCAGUUUAAAACAAAAAGAAGAGACUCAAAGCGCGUGUGCUGAGACGCUCCUGACUCGAAGGCCAAGCCUCGUCAGCAAGCUGCAGGGCUGCAUCGAUGGGGCUCUGGAAGCUCUCGCUGCAUCUGGCCACUUUUCCCCAGCAGACUGUGAUGAAGUGAAGCUACCUAUACACACUCCCUCACAGCAGGCAAGGCGACUGCUUGACCGCAUAAGAUCCAAAGGAGACUCAGCGGCUUCAGUUAUCCUGAGAUACAUUCAGCAAAGACCAGAAUCUGGAUCCACACCAAGCCAGGAUGAACUGAGUCUUCCUAAAGAGUUUUUGAAAUACCAGAGGAAGCUGAGCAGUUCUGUGUCUGCGCAGUCCUGCAUUCUCAGUACUUAUGGAGGGACCAGCCACCUGUUUCUGCACGACAUCUAUACCGAAGUCCAGCUAGAGCUACCUAACAACAGCGCUGCGGUCCACAACCCUUUGGGCCUAGAAGAUGUCGUAAGUCCCGUGGGUGCUGUGAACGAGGAUGCUGAUGCAGUGCUGGUAUCUGGGGAGGCGGGUUGUGGGAAGAGCACCCUACUCCAGAGGUUGCACUGGCUUUGGGCCCAGGGGGCAGCCCUUCAGGACUUCCGGCUUCUCUUUCCAUUUAGCUGUCGCAGGUUGAACUCAGAGCAAAGGGAACUAUCUGUUCAAGAGCUGUUGUUCCAGCACUGCUGCUGGCCAGACAGGGAGCAAGAAGAGGUCUUCAAGUUCAUCCUUGACCACCCACAUCUUGUAAUUUUUACCUUCGAUGGCCUCGAUGAGUUCAAGCAGAGCUUCUCGGAUGAGCACAGACUCUGCUGUCCCACCCAACGUGCACCCGUUCAUGUACUAAUGUUCAACCUGAUCCAGGGUUCCCUGAUGAAGGGGGUGCGAAAAGUGCUCACGAGUCGCCCUGAGGUGGUUGGCCCUUGUUUAAGAAAACACCUGCGGAAAGAGAUCUUCCUGAGAGGAUUUUCCCCAGCUGGUAUCGAAUGUUUUGUAAGAAAACAUCAUGGUGAUCUGACAGAAGCUGAUAUGGUUAUAGAAUCCCUACAGGCAAACGGGGCUUUACUCGGACUGUGCCAUAGUCCAGUUCUCUGCUGGAUAGUGUCACAAUGCCACAAGGAGCUGCUGGGCUGUGGGGAAGGAAGCCCGCAAACACUCACAGAUGUUUACCUGAUGAUCUUACAGCACUUUUUCCUGCACCAAAGCAGCCCAAAGACUAACAUAGGGUUAGGCUGGUUGCAGGAGCACCUACAAACUGUCUUGCAUCUUGGGCAGCUUGCUUUUGAGGGGAUACAAAAGACCUGUUAUAUCUUCUCAGGAGCGGACCUUGAGACCUGUGGUGUAACUGAAGAUGUUUUCAGCAUGGGCUUUCUCAUACAAAGCAAAGAUAUGUCCCUUACAGGCAGGAAACGUUACGAAUUCCUUCACCUGACAAUACAAUGCUUCUUUGCAGCACUCUACAUCGUCUUGUCCAGUAACAUUGACCGUUCCGUUAUCCCUAAGCUCUUUGAAGUCCAGGACAUGAAGAACACAGGUCAGAGCAGCGCAUGCUUCAGAGCCUGCCUGCAUUCUACUGACCAACAUGAGGAGGUUUCGGGGAAAGAACCUACCCCAGCCGAAAGGCAAAAUCUGCAGAUAAUGGCCACCUUUGUGUCUGGGCUGCUGUCCCGGCGUCACCAAAGAAUGCUGCUCCACUGCUGCUCAAGUGGUGUAGUGGAGAGAAGAGGACGGCAGGUGGCGAGGUACCUUUCCAAACGUAUGCAGAAACACUUCCGGUCCAUUCCCCAGCCUGUGCAUGGGGAUAAGAAGAGCAUGCACGCAAUGCCUGGCUUUUUGUGGCUUAUCAAAUGCAUCUAUGAGAUGCAAGAGAGCCGAAUAGCUAAAGAUGCCAUGAGUAAGCUGGAGGUGGACCAUCUCAAACUCACCUACUGUAACAUUGGCCCUGUAGAGUGCACUGCAUUGGCCUAUGUCCUCCAACAUUUGAAGAACCCUAUAGGCCUUCAGCUGGACAACAAUUCUGUGGGUGAUGUUGGAGUGGAGCAGCUCCUUCCCUGCAUGCAUAUGUGUAACUCUUUGUAUCUCAGAAAUAAUAACAUCACAGAUGAGGGCAUCCGCAAACUGAUUACAAAAGGGAUCCAAUGUAAGAACUUCCGUAAAAUUGCCCUCUUCAACAACAAUCUAACUGAUGCCUGCACAGAGCACUUUUGUCAGCUUCUGAAGAUCAGGCAGGAUUUCCUCUCAAUAAGGCUGGGAAACAACAAUAUUACUUCAGAAGGAGCGAAGAAGCUGGCAGAGGGAUUGAAAUCCAAUAGCUCACUUCAGUCUUUAGGUCUGGUAGGUAAUGGUGUGGGCAGUGCAGGAGCGUGUGCUCUCUCCAACAUCAUCAGGAACAGCACAUCCCUGGAGGAGCUUUGGUUGUCAGAGAACUGCAUAACCAGAACAGGAGUGGAGUCUCUGAUUCAAGCCUUAAAGCACAAUUGUCAUGUGAAGGCAGUAUGGUUAAAAACCAACGAUCUCAGUUUGGAGGAAAUUGAAGAAAUGAAACUACGUGACUCAAGACUGAUCUUCUGA